AUGGCCGCUUUACUGAGGUACGUGAAGAAGAAGUUCCAUGACAUGGUCAAUCGAGAGUUUGAGUCUGCUGUCCAUUGCGGUGUGCCCAUACGCAAGCACAAGCUAUGGCAAUCUUUGAGAUGUUCAUUGCAGCUGUCGAUCACAAUUCACCGGAAUGUGGCCGAGCAAUUCGGAAUCAACAGUGUCCGAUAUUACCGCUUCAAUGUGGAUCACGGUCUUGAAGGUGUGAAGUUGUUCGAUUACAAGAAAAGAGAAGAUAAGGAAGUCGACACAACAGCAUAUCUGGGUAAGAUCGAAGUCGGAAGAGAAUUGAAGAGAUUUGUGGAGGUCAUGAAGGUUCUGCCGCUAAGGGAACCAAGUCUACUCAAUAACCAGAACGAAGAGGCGAAUGUUUACAGCUUGGGCGAAGACGGAACCCCAGAAGAACAGAGGCUGAUAGACAGGUUGAAUGCUCUGAGGAUGUGGCAAGACCGAGUGUUUCACCGUCAUUGCAACGAGUGGGAAAGCGAAAUGAAUAAGGAAGGGGCGAGGUAUCACAAACUUCUUUACACGGAACUAGGAAUAGGAUAUAUAGGGAAUGCCGUCGUCCAAGCAGAUCUACUUGACGAGCGUAGUCGAGAGAUAUUAUCCUCCUGCAUACCCAGCCCCGACCGUCCACAGCUCCUCAUAUCUCACGACUGCAAAGCAGAUGCUUACUACAGCCCUGAAGACGAAACGCCCGAACGUACAGCAACCAGGAUUGAGCUUGCAAAUAAAGAUCUAUCAAAUGCGUUUCAGAUCUUUAGACAACUUCUAUGUACAGUAGUAGGCAUCUGGGAUGAAAGCAGUUUUCCUUACUGUUGGAUAGCGAAGCGUAUGGCUGGUAUUCUUGAAAUUUGGGGAUGUCGUCGUGAAGCGAGGAAUCUCUACUUAGUGGCAAGAGAUGGCAAGGUUAAGGUGUUUGGGGAAGAUCAUUGGUCUGUUAGGAGGCUGCAAGACAAAUUAGAGAGGCUUACAUAUCAGUUGAGGGAAUAA
Molecule: messenger RNA, 1014 nt
Organism: Fusarium venenatum
Lineage: Eukaryota; Fungi; Ascomycota; Sordariomycetes; Hypocreales; Nectriaceae
Source: RefSeq, a predicted model, not a curated record